Neomonachus schauinslandi (Hawaiian monk seal) is the source of this 8844-nucleotide messenger RNA. RefSeq names its product ankyrin repeat domain 17 (gene ANKRD17). Gene Ontology annotation, molecular function: protein binding; RNA binding. Gene Ontology annotation, biological process: innate immune response. Gene Ontology annotation, cellular component: cytoplasm. NCBI's taxonomy places the organism in Eukaryota, Metazoa, Chordata, Mammalia, Carnivora, Phocidae. The transcript is spliced from 34 exons. The coding region runs from base 1 to 7833 and encodes 2610 amino acids. The record is from RefSeq and is a predicted model, not a curated record.
AUGGAGAAGGCGACGGUUCCGGUGGCGGCGGCGGCGGCGGCGGCUGAGGGAGAAGGGAGCCCCCCGGCGGUGGCGGCCGUGGCGGGCCCCCCCGCGGCGGCGGCGGCGGCGGCGGCGGAGGUCGGCAGCGGCGUUGGCGGCGGCAGCGGGGCUCGCUCGGCCUCUUCUCCUCGUGGGAUGGUGCGAGUCUGCGACCUACUCCUGAAGAAGAAGCCGCCGCAGCAGCAACACCACAAAGCCAAGCGUAACCGGACUUGCCGACCCCCCAGCAGCAGCGAAAGCAGCAGCGACAGCGACAACAGCGGCGGCGGUGGAGGCGGCGGCGGCGGCGGUGGAGGUGGCGGCGGCACCAGCAGCAACAACAGCGAGGAAGAAGAGGACGACGACGACGAGGAAGAGGAGGUUUCUGAGGUGGAAUCUUUCAUUUUGGAUCAGGAUGAUUUGGAAAAUCCAAUGCUGGAAACGGCUUCCAAGUUGCUCUUGUCAGGUACUGCUGAUGGUGCAGACCUCAGGACAGUAGAUCCAGAAACACAAGCUAGACUGGAAGCUUUACUAGAAGCUGCAGGAAUAGGCAAAUUAUCUACGGCUGAUGGUAAAGCCUUUGCAGAUCCUGAAGUGCUUCGGAGGUUGACAUCAUCUGUUAGUUGUGCGUUGGAUGAAGCUGCUGCUGCACUUACCCGUAUGAGAGCUGAAAGCACAGCGAAUGCAGGGCAGUCGGACAACCGCAGUUUGGCAGAAGCCUGUUCAGAAGGAGAUGUAAAUGUUGUGCGAAAGUUACUCAUUGAAGGGCGAAGUGUAAAUGAGCACACUGAGGAAGGGGAGAGCCUCCUUUGUUUAGCUUGUUCUGCUGGAUACUAUGAGCUUGCACAGGUUUUGUUGGCAAUGCAUGCAAAUGUGGAAGAUAGGGGAAUCAAAGGUGACAUCACACCUUUAAUGGCUGCUGCUAAUGGAGGACAUGUCAAAAUUGUGAAGUUGCUGCUAGCUCAUAAAGCCGACGUCAAUGCACAGUCUUCAACAGGCAAUACAGCACUUACAUAUGCUUGUGCUGGAGGCUAUGUAGAUGUUGUAAAGGUGCUCUUGGAAUCCGGUGCUAGUAUUGAGGACCAUAAUGAAAAUGGUCAUACUCCUCUUAUGGAAGCUGGAAGUGCUGGACAUGUGGAAGUAGCCAGAUUGCUGCUAGAAAAUGGGGCUGGCAUUAAUACGCAUUCCAAUGAAUUUAAAGAGAGUGCCCUUACAUUAGCUUGUUACAAAGGACACCUAGAGAUGGUGCGAUUUCUUUUGGAAGCAGGCGCAGAUCAAGAGCAUAAAACGGAUGAAAUGCACACUGCUCUCAUGGAGGCUUGCAUGGAUGGCCAUGUUGAAGUAGCUAGGUUACUUCUUGACAGUGGUGCCCAAGUGAAUAUGCCUGCUGAUUCAUUUGAGUCACCAUUGACUUUGGCUGCGUGUGGUGGGCAUGUGGAACUUGCGGCUUUACUCAUUGAAAGAGGAGCUAGCCUGGAAGAGGUCAAUGAUGAAGGUUAUACACCACUGAUGGAAGCAGCUCGUGAAGGACAUGAAGAAAUGGUGGCGUUACUUCUAGGCCAAGGAGCAAAUAUCAAUGCACAGACAGAAGAAACUCAAGAAACUGCCUUGACUCUGGCUUGCUGUGGAGGCUUUCUGGAAGUGGCAGACUUUCUAAUAAAGGCAGGAGCUGAUAUUGAACUAGGGUGUUCUACCCCUUUAAUGGAAGCUGCUCAAGAAGGUCAUUUGGAGUUAGUUAAAUACUUAUUAGCUGCAGGAGCUAAUGUUCAUGCAACAACAGCAACAGGGGAUACAGCACUAACAUACGCCUGUGAAAAUGGUCAUACUGAUGUAGCAGAUGUCCUACUUCAGGCAGGAGCAGAUCUGGAACAUGAAUCUGAAGGUGGAAGGACUCCUUUAAUGAAAGCUGCAAGAGCUGGUCAUGUUUGUACUGUUCAGUUCUUAAUUAGUAAAGGAGCAAAUGUGAAUAGAACCACAGCUAAUAAUGACCACACUGUACUGUCCCUGGCUUGUGCAGGGGGUCAUCUGGCAGUGGUGGAACUACUUUUGGCUCAUGGGGCAGAUCCUACUCAUCGUUUAAAAGAUGGCUCAACUAUGUUGAUAGAAGCAGCGAAAGGUGGCCAUACAAGUGUUGUUUGCUAUCUUUUGGACUAUCCUAAUAACUUGCUUUCAGCCCCUCCACCAGAUGUCACUCAGUUAACCCCCCCAUCCCACGAUUUAAAUAGGGCUCCUCGUGUCCCAGUUCAAGCACUGCCCAUGGUUGUCCCACCUCAGGAGCCUGACAAACCACCUGCCAAUAUUGCCACUACUCUUCCCAUCAGGAAUAAAGCUGCUUCUAAACAAAAGUCCAGCAGCCAUUUGCCAGCAAACAGCCAGGAUGUACAGGGUUACAUCACCAAUCAGUCUCCAGAGAGCAUUGUAGAAGAGGCUCAGGGAAAGUUAACAGAACUGGAACAGAGGAUAAAAGAAGCCAUAGAAAAGAAUGCACAGCUGCAGUCCUUGGAACUGGCUCACGCUGACCAACUUACCAAGGAGAAGAUCGAGGAGCUGAACAAAACAAGGGAGGAACAAAUUCAGAAGAAACAAAAGAUUUUGGAGGAACUACAGAAAGUAGAACGAGAGUUACAACUGAAAACUCAGCAGCAGCUAAAAAAGCAGUAUCUAGAGGUUAAAGCUCAAAGAAUUCAACUUCAACAGCAGCAGCAACAGUCUUGCCAACAUCUGGGACUACUAACUCCUGUUGGGGUUGGAGAACAGCUUUCCGAGGGAGACUAUGCACGGUUACAGCAAGUGGAUCCCGUUUUGCUUAAAGAUGAACCCCAGCAGACUGCUGCUCAGAUGGGUUUUGCACCAAUCCAGCCUCUGGCCAUGCCUCAAGCUUUGCCUCUGGCGGCAGGUCCCUUGCCUCCGGGGUCCAUCGCAAAUCUUACAGAACUGCAAGGAGUGAUAGUUGGACAGCCAGUACUGGGCCAAGCACAGUUGGCAGGGCUGGGGCAAGGAAUUCUGACAGAAACACAACAAGGGUUAAUGGUAGCCAGCCCUGCUCAGACCCUCAAUGACACGCUGGAUGACAUCAUGGCAGCAGUCAGUGGAAGAGCAUCUGCAAUGUCAAACACUCCUACCCACAGUAUCGCUGCUUCCAUUUCCCAACCUCAGACUCCAACUCCAAGUCCUAUCAUCUCUCCUUCAGCCAUGCUUCCUAUCUACCCUGCCAUUGAUAUUGAUGCACAGACUGAAAGUAAUCAUGAUACGGCGCUAACACUGGCCUGUGCUGGUGGUCAUGAGGAACUGGUACAAACACUGCUAGAGAGAGGAGCUAGUAUUGAGCACCGAGACAAGAAAGGUUUUACUCCACUUAUCUUGGCUGCCACAGCUGGUCAUGUUGGUGUUGUGGAAAUAUUGCUGGACAAUGGUGCAGACAUUGAAGCCCAGUCAGAAAGAACCAAGGACACACCGCUAUCUUUGGCUUGUUCUGGGGGAAGACAGGAGGUGGUGGAGCUAUUGUUAGCUCGAGGGGCAAACAAAGAGCACAGGAAUGUUUCUGAUUAUACACCUCUAAGCCUGGCUGCUUCUGGUGGCUAUGUGAACAUUAUCAAAAUAUUACUAAAUGCAGGAGCUGAGAUUAAUUCUAGAACUGGUAGCAAAUUGGGCAUUUCUCCUCUGAUGUUAGCAGCUAUGAAUGGGCACACAGCUGCUGUUAAGCUCCUGUUAGACAUGGGCUCUGACAUAAAUGCUCAAAUAGAAACCAAUCGGAACACUGCCCUUACCUUAGCCUGCUUCCAAGGAAGGACGGAAGUGGUUAGUCUUCUGCUUGAUAGAAAAGCAAAUGUGGAACACAGAGCUAAGACUGGCCUCACACCACUAAUGGAAGCUGCCUCUGGUGGAUAUGCAGAGGUGGGCCGAGUUCUUUUGGAUAAAGGUGCUGAUGUUAAUGCCCCUCCAGUGCCCUCUUCGAGAGAUACAGCUUUAACCAUAGCAGCAGAUAAAGGGCAUUAUAAAUUCUGUGAGCUUCUCAUUGGCAGGGGAGCUCACAUUGAUGUACGUAACAAGAAGGGGAACACUCCAUUGUGGCUAGCAGCAAAUGGUGGACAUCUUGAUGUGGUUCAGUUACUGGUGCAAGCAGGUGCAGAUGUGGAUGCAGCAGACAACCGCAAGAUAACUCCUCUUAUGGCAGCAUUUAGGAAGGGUCAUGUGAAGGUGGUGCGCUACUUAGUCAAAGAAGUCAAUCAGUUUCCAUCAGAUUCUGAAUGUAUGAGAUACAUAGCAACCAUCACUGAUAAGGAGAUGCUGAAGAAGUGUCAUCUUUGUAUGGAAUCAAUAGUACAAGCCAAAGAUAGACAGGCUGCUGAAGCAAACAAAAAUGCCAGCAUUUUAUUAGAGGAGUUAGACUUGGAAAAGUUAAGAGAAGAAAGCCGGAGGUUGGCUUUGGCUGCCAAAAGAGAAAAGAGAAAGGAAAAGAGACGAAAGAAAAAGGAAGAACAAAGAAGAAAACUAGAAGAAAUUGAAGCCAAAAAUAAAGAGAACUUUGAACUCCAAGCUGCUCAAGAAAAAGAAAAACAUAAAGUUGAAGAUGAGCCUGAAGUCUUGACAGAGCCUCCAAGUGCCACAACCACUACUACCAUAGGUAUAUCUGCAACCUGGACAACUUUGGCAGGUUCCCAUGGUAAAAGAAAUAACACCAUAACUACAACCAGUUCAAAGAGGAAAAACAGGAAAAAUAAAAUUACUCCAGAAAAUGUUCAGAUUAUAUUUGAUGAUCCACUACCAAUCUCAUAUAGCCAGCCAGAGAAGGUCAAUGGAGAGUCCAAGAGCAGCAGUACCAGCGAGAGUGGGGACAGUGAUAACAUGAGGAUUUCCAGCUGCAGUGAUGAAAGUAGUAACAGCAACAGCAGCCGAAAGAGUGACAAUCAUUCACCUGCUGUGGUGACCACCACUAUGACCAGCAAGAAGCAGCCAUCAGUUCUGGUUACAUUUCCAAAGGAAGAGAGAAAAUCUGUUUCUGGCAAGGCUUCAAUAAAAUUGUCAGAGACUAUCAAUGAAGUAACCAGUAAUUCUCUGUCUACUUGCACAAAAUCUGGUCCAUCUCCCCUUUCCUCUCCAAAUGGGAAGUUAACAGUAGCAAGUCCUAAGCGUGGACAAAAAAGGGAAGAAGGAUGGAAGGAAGUUGUAAGAAGGUCAAAGAAAGUAUCUGUUCCGUCAACUGUGAUAUCCAGAGUGAUUGGAAGAGGAGGCUGUAAUAUUAAUGCUAUUCGGGAGUUCACUGGUGCACACAUAGAUAUUGAUAAGCAGAAAGACAAGACGGGAGACCGGAUAAUAACUAUAAGGGGUGGCACUGAAUCAACAAGACAGGCAACUCAGUUGAUCAAUGCUCUGAUCAAGGAUCCAGACAAAGAAAUUGAUGAACUUAUUCCAAAGAAUCGUUUGAAAAGCUCCUCAGCAAAUUCCAAAAUAGGGUCAUCAGCACCUACCACCACUGCUGCUAACAGUUCCUUAAUGGGAAUUAAAAUGACGACUGUAGCUCUGUCAUCAACAUCUCAAACUGCCACAGCACUCACUGUGCCUGCAAUUUCUUCUGCAUCUACUCAUAAAACCAUUAAAAACCCAGUGAAUAAUGUGAGGCCUGGUUUUCCAGUUUCUCUUCCAUUAGCAUAUCCUCCUCCACAGUUUGCACAUGCUUUGCUUGCUGCUCAGACUUUCCAGCAGAUCCGUCCACCAAGGUUGCCCAUGACCCACUUUGGAGGUACUUUUCCACCAGCUCAAUCCACUUGGGGUCCUUUUCCUGUCAGGCCUUUGAGCCCUGCCAGAGCUACUAACUCGCCUAAGCCUCACAUGGUGCCUCGCCAUAGCAAUCAGAAUAGCAGUGGUUCUCAGGUGAAUUCAGCAGGUUCUUUAACUUCAAGUCCAACAACUACAACCAGUUCAUCAGCUUCAACGGUGCCUGGUACAUCUACAAAUGGCAGUCCAAGUUCACCUUCUGUCAGAAGGCAGCUUUUUGUCACAGUUGUGAAGACAUCCAAUGCCACCACCACAACAGUCACAACCACAGCAAGCAACAACAGCACUGCACCCACAAAUGCCACAUAUCCUAUGCCUACUGCCAAAGAACACUACCCAGUAUCAUCCCCAUCUUCCCCAUCACCACCAGCCCAGUCAGGAGGGGUUUCUAGAAACAGCCCUUUGGAUUGUGGAACAGCAUCUCCGAAUAAAGGGGCAUCUUCCUCUGAACAGGAAGCAGGUAGUCCACCAGUAGUAGAAACAACAAACAGUAGACUUUCCAACAGCAGCAGUUCUUCUGGGAGUUCAUCAGUUCAUUCUGCUCAGCAACAGCCUCCGGGUUCUGUUUCUCAGGAGCCAAGACCACCUCUUCAGCCGUCUCAGGUUCCUCCCCCGGAAGUUAGAAUGACUGUUCCUCCUUUAGCAACAACAAGUUCUGCUCCAGUGGCGGUGCCUUCUACUGCCCCAGUGACUUACCCUAUGCCUCAGACACAAAUGGGAUGCUCCCAGCCUGCUCCUAAAAUGGAAACCCCUGCUAUUAGACCACCCUCUCAUGGCACAACUGCCCCUCACAAGAAUCCAGCUCCAGUGCAAAAUUCAUCUGUUGCAGUCCUCAGUGUCAAUCACAUUAAAAGACCUCACAGUGUUCCCUCUUCUGUCCAGCUACCUUCAACCUUAAGUACACAAAGUGCUUGUCAAAAUUCAGUACAUCCAGCAAAUAAGCCUAUUGCUCCCAAUUUCAGUGCCCCCUUACCAUUUGGGCCCUUUAGCACAUUGUUUGAAAACAGCCCUACUUCUGCUCAUGCCUUCUGGGGAGGAUCUGUUGUUUCAUCUCAGUCAACACCAGAAUCUAUGCUAUCAGGAAAAUCCUCAUAUUUGCCAAAUUCAGAUCCUUUACAUCAGUCUGAUACUUCCAAAGCUCCAGGUUUUAGACCACCAUUACAGAGACCCGCUCCAAGUCCCUCAGGUAUUGUCAAUAUGGACUCGCCAUAUGGUUCUGUAACACCUUCUUCUACACAUUUGGGAAACUUUGCCUCAAACCUUUCAGGAGGUCAAAUGUAUGGACCUGGGGCACCCCUUGGAGGAGCACCCACAGCUGCUAACUUUAACAGACAACAUUUUUCCCCACUUAGUUUGUUGACUCCAUGUUCAUCAGCAUCGAAUGAUUCUCCUGCACAGUCAGUAUCCUCUGGAGUUCGUGCACCUUCGCCUGCCCCAUCAUCAGUACCUUUAGGGUCAGAAAAGCCCAGCAAUGUCUCUCAGGACAGAAAAGUUCCAGUCCCUAUUGGGACUGAACGUUCUGCACGUAUCAGGCAAACUGGAACUUCAGCUCCAUCUGUUAUUGGGAGUAAUUUAUCCACAUCAGUAGGGCAUAGUGGCAUCUGGUCCUUUGAAGGGAUUGGUGGCAAUCAAGACAAAGUAGACUGGUGUAACCCUGGGAUGGGAAAUCCUAUGAUUCAUAGGCCAAUGUCCGAUCCAGGAGUGUUUUCACAGCAUCAAGCAAUGGAGCGAGAGAGUACAGGAAUUGUAACUCCUUCUGGUACAUUCCAUCAGCAUGUUCCUGCAGGAUACAUGGACUUUCCUAAAGUUGGGGGUAUGCCUUUCUCUGUGUAUGGGAAUGCAAUGAUUCCUCCAGUAGCACCUAUUCCUGAUGGUGCUGGAGGACCCAUAUUUAAUGGCCCUCAUGCUGCAGACCCCUCUUGGAACUCCCUAAUAAAGAUGGUUUCAAGCUCCACAGAAAAUAAUGGCCCUCAAACGGUGUGGACUGGACCCUGGGCACCUCACAUGAACAGUGUGCAUAUGAACCAGCUUGGCUGAUGAGGAUCAGCUUGUUAGCCUGCAGAUUCCUUUUCAUUCAGAGGAAAUCACAAGUGGCCGAAAAAAAUUUAUGCUCCCAAAUCAUUCUACUGAUGUGCUUGACUGAAGUGUGUAGGCUUUUUGCAGAAGAAGUUACUAACUGACCUAUUUUCUGUGAACAUUUGUGACUGCCCAUUCCCCACCAACAUCCGUUUUACCUUAGUUAGCAUUUUUCUUAUCGUUUUUCUUUUUUUCUUUUCCUCUUCCCCUUUGGACAUAACUUUCUGUUGAAGCUGUUCUUUGGCUGGUUGGUUUUAGUACUGUAAACUGCUUCUGAGCAAACACGGAAAUUUAGCAAAAUUAUGUAAACUUGAUCCUGAAGUUUUAGAAUGGCAAAUAAAUGUACAAUUGUUUACAUAACAGAAAAGGCUAAGCAGAAAGUAAAUUUCAAUAUGUCAGUAUAGAGGCUCUACUUUAUGUAGACUUAAAUUAAUGUGAGAUAUGUACCUUCAUAUUCAGAAAUCUGGAUGUUUCCUUCAUACAUUAAACUAUUAAUAAGCAUAACUUUUCUGCUUGUGUAAUUUAAGUAUAAAGUAAAACAAUGGGCAUUAUCAGUGAUGUUUCCUCAUGUUGGCUUUUAAAAUACCCAUCUUGCUCUCUUUUUUGAGUUUGUUUGCAGCAGGGCACAUAUAGAAGAAAUUUAUCACCUCUCCAUGUCUUUUUAUUACCUUGCCACACUUUUAAAACUAAUACACACUUCUGUCUUCAUUCUUCUCUUCUCACCUUUACCGCUAAUAACAGUAAAAUUCUCUUGCUGAUCGUGAAAUAAUGUCUUAUAAAGAUUUUUAUUGUAAUGGCUGCUACAGAGAAGCGGAGCACCUUAAUCAUCACCUGUGGUUCUUCUAACCAUAAGAUGUUUAGUCUUUCUGAGAAUUUAAAAAGCCACCACUGGUUCCCAGUCAACAUAUACAAGCUCUUACUAUACUGUUUAUUAUUAAAUAAUUCAAUGUACUAUUUUAUAUUGGAUAUAUU